AUGCUAUACCAGGAGCAUCGCCAAAACCCCCAGUUUGGCUCGAUGCUGUUGUCACUGACUGCCUUCUCUCUCACUCAGCCCGUUGGGAUAUACGAGCGAACGACUCUACAGUCCCGAGCGACUCAGGCUAGACUGAUGAUACAUGAAGCUAUUACAAUGCGGUCCCUUUCUAACACCUGGGUAAACCCGACAAUCGAAGCUGUCUUAACCAGCUUCUUCCUCUUUUGCAGCCUUUUCGGCAUCAAUGAACAUGAAUCUGCCUGGUCCUAUCUGAAGGAUGCGUUGGACCUCGCUGCCACAUUGGGCAUAAACGACCCUAGCCCACAUCACGAUCUAUCAAGAGAUGAUGAGAAGGGCCAGCGUCUACGAAUCUACUUGGUUUUAUUUAUUACUGAAAGGUACGACCCAUGGAGUGCCGUUGAAGCAUAUACUUUGCAAUAUAGGCAUUUGAUAACGGGUCCUCCCGCGUUCAUCAUGCGCCCUAUGCAUAGCCUUAUUGGUAAUACAAACCAUGUCCCUGUAUCCAGGAUCACCAUUUGCAGAAAGAAGGAUGCCAAUGAAAUACUGGGCCUGGUCCUUCUGAUGCAACUAUUUUUGAACGUUGAUGAAGAUUUUGUUACAUGUUGGGAUCGGCAAUGCGGCAUUGAUUCCGGCUAUUGUGGCACGCUUACAGAAGAAAAGGCCUUGAUUAUCCUCAAGAAUCUCAACAAUGUCAGUAUGUCUGAAUGGUGCAAAGCCUAUAUCUGGUCUGAAUAUAUGACGUACACGGGGGACAGCCGUAUAAACUGGCCUGCAAGCGAGCUGCGAGAAACUCAAUAUGCCGAUAUCUUUAUCACAAAGAAGUGGCUCCAAAAUCGGGUAUGGAUUCUAUGCUUAAACCACGGACUGGUGAAACCAAUGUCAGAUCACCAUGAACUUUCUUCCAACUACUGUAUGUCAGUUGCGAAGGAUGCCCUCAGAUUAUGCCGGUCACUGCGCCCCGACUCUAUUGAAGUACACGGCAUAGGCAUGGUUGAGAAGUUGUAUGAUAUCGCUAUCAGCGCAAUCAGUAUGCUAUCCAAUGCCCAGUGUUCUUUCCAGCAUAAACCUCCAUUAGUGUCCCCUGUGGAGGCGGUCUCAAACCCAGGAGUUUCGCAACCUGAAGGCUUCAAGGGAUCGUCGGAGACAGGUGCUGCCAUUGACAGUCCAGCAAUGGCGAAGGACUUUCUCCUCCUCCUAAGCAGCCUCCACGGGGGAGAUCAUCCGUUCUUAGAGAGGUAUAAGGCCUUCUUGGGUGCGUCGCAAGGAGCAGCAUAUGGCACUACUGGUCAUCACCUCUUUCAUCCAUUGUAG
Messenger RNA from Aspergillus alliaceus, 1332 nucleotides. RefSeq names its product fungal specific transcription factor domain-containing protein. The coding region runs from base 1 to 1332 and encodes 443 amino acids. The transcript has 3 exons. The record is from RefSeq and is a predicted model, not a curated record. Lineage: Eukaryota; Fungi; Ascomycota; Eurotiomycetes; Eurotiales; Aspergillaceae.